AUGACGCAAGAGCGCACGUCACUCCUCCCGGUGUGGGCGCGGACGACCGCGCGACGGCCAAGAACCAGACACCACCACCCGCUCCACGUCAACGCCGCAGACGCCAUGGAAGGGGAAGAAGACGCGCACCACAGGCCCUCCUCCUCCUCCUCCCGCCCCUUCCUCUCCGGCCUCUGCGCCGCCGCGCUCCGCCGCAAGCCCCUCGCCUCGCGGACCGCCGCCGCCGCGUCCAGCGACGGCCUCGUGCGCCAGCUCGGCGUCCUCGAGCUCGUGCUCAUCGGGAUCGGCGCCUCCAUCGGCGCCGGGAUCUUCGUCAUCACCGGAACCGUCGCCCGCGACGCCGGACCUGGUGUGACUAUCAGUUUUGCCCUAGCUGGAGCUGCGUGCGUGCUCAAUGCCCUGUGCUAUGCUGAAUUGGCGUCUCGUUUUCCGGCUGUGGUCGGGGGAGCAUACUUGUACACGUAUGCUGCGUUUAAUGAGCUCACGGCCUUCCUGGUUUUCACCCAAUUGAUGAUUGAUUACCAUAUUGGGGCAGCAAGCAUUGCCCGUAGCUUAGCAAGCUAUUUCAUCCAGUUCUUGGAGCUGAUUCCGGCUGUGAAGGGCAAUGUUCCCAGUUGGAUUGGGCACGGAGAAGAAUUUUUUGGUGGUGUUGUUUCAGUUAACUUGUUGGCUCCAAUUCUUCUUGUCAUCUUGACUGUGAUCCUCUGCCGUGGUGUCAAAGAAUCGUCAACAGUGAACACUUUUAUGACUACAUUAAAGAUAGUCAUCGUCAUAGUCGUUGUAUUUGCUGGUGUGUUUGAGGUGGAUGUAUCAAACUGGUCACCAUUUAUGCCUAAUGGUUUCAAAGCCGUUGUAACCGGAUCCACAGUAGUCUUCUUUGCCUAUGUUGGAUUUGAUGCAGUUGCUAAUUCAGCUGAGGAAGCUAAAAGACCACAGAGGGACUUGCCUAUUGGCAUCCUAGGGAGCCUUCUGGUAUGUGUCAUACUAUACAUUGCUGUGUGCUUGGUGAUUACUGGAAUGGUGCCAUAUACAUUACUUGGUGAAGAUGCUCCCUUGGCUGAGGCUUUUGCUGCUAAGGGGUUGAAAUUUGUUACCGUGUUGAUCAGUAUUGGAGCUGUUGCUGGUCUUACUACAACACUUCUUGUUGGUCUGUAUGUUCAGUCACGUUUGUAUCUUGGGCUUGGAAGGGAUGGCCUGCUACCUUCAAUAUUUGCUAAAGUUCACCCGACGCUGCAUACUCCUCUGCACUCUCAGAUCUGGGUUGGUUGUGUUGCAGCAGUCUUAGCUGGCCUCUUUAAUGUGCAAGCACUCUCUCAUAUUCUCUCAGUUGGCACACUGACAGGCUACUCAGUUGUAUCAGCUUGUGUGAUCACGCUUCGAUGGAGCGACAAAGCAACUAAUUCUCGCUCCCUUGGAAGUAUCUCAAUCUGGCAGGAGGGUGUUUUGUGCCUUGUCACGGUGGCUCUCUGCGGUUUCGUAGCAGGAAUAUCCUACCGAUUUAGCUACGCUAUUGCCUUCAUCAUAGUAGCUUUUCUGAUAGCUAUUGUUGCCAGCUUUGCUCUCCAGUUUCGACAGGUCUAUGUUCCUGUGGAUGCUCCUCGCUUUUCUUGUCCUGGAGUUCCGCUGGUCCCGGUGCUCUCUGUUUUCUUCAAUAUGUUUUUGUUUGCUCAGCUUCAUGUAGAAGCUUGGUACAGAUUCGUCAUACUUAGUCUCAUCGCGGUGGGGGUCUAUGCCGGAUAUGGUCAGUACUACAGUGCUCCUUCCACGUCAGACCGCUCCUCUGUAGCUUACCAUGGAGUUCCCUCUGAAGCUCCAUGAACAAUUGCAAAUCCUCCAAGUUCAUCCAAAAUUUACAUUCCACGUGAUCGUCGUGAAGCUGUGGAGGUAAUUAUUUUACUUGCGUUGCUCGAAGCCUCUGUGUCUGUGUGCGGUGCAUUCUCCGCGGCUCCGUCUAUACAUCUGUAAAAUGGGGCGGAGUACGUUGGAAGUCUGCCACGAUAUCAUGUCCACCAAGAGAAGAAACAGCGAAAGGAAUGUUUUGUUGAGCAAGGGGAUCGAUUGCCUCCCCUACAAAGAUACACUUGGGAAGAUUCUGGAGAUAGGAUUGUAAACUUUACUGUACAUGUAGUAUUACAGUUCACAACUUUGUAUGUACCUCAAACAAAAUUCAUCUAAGAAAAACCUAGAAAGUUUUAGUUUAA
Messenger RNA from Lolium rigidum, 2201 nucleotides. Its product is annotated as cationic amino acid transporter 9, chloroplastic-like. The transcript is spliced from 8 exons. Bases 1 to 1818 code for a protein of 605 amino acids. Gene Ontology annotation, molecular function: amino acid transmembrane transporter activity. Gene Ontology annotation, cellular component: membrane. The record is from RefSeq and is a predicted model, not a curated record. Gene Ontology annotation, biological process: amino acid transport; transmembrane transport. NCBI's taxonomy places the organism in Eukaryota, Viridiplantae, Streptophyta, Magnoliopsida, Poales, Poaceae.